This is a messenger RNA of Nerophis lumbriciformis (worm pipefish), 3714 nucleotides long. RefSeq names its product alpha glucosidase 2 (gene gaa2). The record is from RefSeq and is a predicted model, not a curated record. Gene Ontology annotation, molecular function: alpha-1,4-glucosidase activity; carbohydrate binding. Lineage: Eukaryota; Metazoa; Chordata; Actinopteri; Syngnathiformes; Syngnathidae. Gene Ontology annotation, biological process: carbohydrate metabolic process.
AAUAUUUAAACGGAAGUCCUCCAAAAUCCGACAUCUUUAAACGCGUCAUGUUUAGCAACAGACGCACGCACUGGUGGCGGUAGCGUUCUACAAACUUACUUAAAUACCUUCCGCAGCGACAACUAAAGGACGUCUCCGCCCAAAGGUUGUACAUGCCACCAUGGCGUCCUACAAGCUGCUGAACCCAGAAAGUGUACAGUUAUCCGAGGGGAGGAAUUGCCUUGUUGGAGAGGUGGAGACAGACAGAGUAUCUCUGCUUCCCCGACGGCUGCCAUGCUCCAUCACCACAAGUCUCAUAAUGAUCGGCUGCCUGCUGCUGCUCUUGUGCGGUGGCUGGCUAGUGGGCACCACGUUCUGGCUCCACAGGCCCUACACCCUGUUGCCGCACAAACCCCCAACACCAGUCAAAGCGCCAGAAACAGUCUCCACAGUCAAUGACACUUUGGCCAAGUCCCGUCUCCGUGAGACUUGCAGCCUAAUCCCAGAGGUGUGGAGGUUUGACUGUUACCCGGAGAGGGGAGUUGUUGUUACCAGAGAGCUAUGCGAAGCGAGGAAUUGCUGCUUCAUCUCUUUGUCCUCUUCUGACGGUAUCCCCUGGUGUUUUUAUCCACCGGAAUUUCCAUCCUAUGCGCUCAAGUCAAUAAAUGACACCGACUUGGGGCAGAGCGGUACGCUCGUAAAAGAGGUGAAGACUUACUACCCCGCAGAUGUUAUGACUCUGGAGUUUGAGAGCAGAUACGAGUCGGACACACGACUGCGUGUCCGGAUCACAGACCCUUCAAGUUCACGCUACGAAGUCCCAAUCUCAGUUCCCAUCAUCACCAAAAAGACAGAAAGCCCUGCCUACACCGUGGAGCUCUCAAAGGAGCCGUUUGGCCUCAUCGUGAGGAGGACCGCUACUGGUACUGUGCUCUUAAACACCACAGUGGCUCCUCUCCUCUACGCCGAUCAGUUCCUGCAGUUCUCCACCGCUCUGCCCAGUAACUUCAUCUACGGGCUGGGGGAGCACCGCUCGUCCUUCCUGCACAACCUCCAGUGGGACACGCUCACGAUGUGGGCCAGAGAUGUGCCCCCCAUGGAAAAAGCUAACCUGUAUGGAGUUCACCCCUUUUACCUGGUGAUGGAGAAUGAUGGAAAUGCACAUGGCUUCUUCUUUCUGAACAGCAAUGCAAUGGAUGUUAUCCUGCAACCCGCUCCGGCAAUCACCUGGCGUACAAUUGGAGGCAUCCUUGACUUUUACGUCUUCCUGGGUCCUGAUCCCGGAUCUGUGGUUGAACAAUAUCUGGAUGUCAUAGGUCUUCCAGCAAUGCCCAUCUACUGGGCUUUGGGCUACCAUCUGUGUCGCUGGGGUUUUAAUUCGAGCGACUCCACCUGGGAUGUAGUUAAGCGCAUGAGGAAUAAUAUGGUCCCUCAGGACGUCAUGUGGAACGAUAUUGACUACAUGGACAGGUUUAUGGACUUCACUUAUGACCCGAUUAACUUUGCAAAGCUGCCUGACAUGGUGAAGGACCUGCACGCUCAUGGCCAACGCUACGUCAUGAUCAUUGAUUCUGGUAUCAGCAGUGUUCAGCCUGAAGGAUCCUACUUGCCCUACGAUGAAGGACUCAAGAGAGGGGUUUUUAUUAAAGACGCUGAAGGAAAGACACUGAUUGGCAAGGUUUGGCCGGGUCUGACUGCAUAUCCUGAUUUCUCUGAUACUGCGACCUAUGAAUGGUGGUACGAAAAUCUAAAGAAGUUCCAUGAGCAGGUGCCUUUUGAUGGAUUAUGGCUUGACAUGAAUGAACCAUCAAAUUUCGUAGAUGGCUCCACUAAUGGCUGCCCAUCAAACAACCUGGAGAAUCCUCCAUACACACCAGGUGUGCUGGGAGGUUUGUUGAGAGCUAAAACUAUAUGCACAUCAGCGCAGCAGAAGCAGUCGACGCACUAUAACCUCCACAGCCUGUAUGGACUCAUGGAAGGAAAAGCCUCUGCAAGUGCCCUGAUUAGGAUCUUAGCCAAGAGACCUUUUGUGAUAUCUCGCUCCACCUUCCCUAGCCAGGGGAUGUACACUGGCCAUUGGCUAGGAGACAACAUUAGCCAAUGGAAGGACUUGUCCUCCUCCAUAUCAGGUAUAUUGACGUUUAACCUCCUGGGCAUCCCGUUGGUGGGAGCAGACAUCUGCGGCUUCAGUGAGGAGCCUCAGGAGGAGUUAUGCGUCCGCUGGACACAGUUGGGCGCUUUCUAUCCCUUCGCCCGCAACCACAAUGCCUUCAACAUGAAGCCGCAGGACCCGACAGCAUUCAGCCCGCUGGCCCUCACAGCCAUGAAGGAGGCUCUGCUGUUGCGCUAUUCUCUCUUCCCACUUCUCUACACUCUCUUUCACCAUGCACAUGUACAAGGACACACCGUCGCAAGACCGCUGAUGUUUGAAUUCCCAAAGGAUGUAAAAACCUACGGGAUUGAAAAGCAGUUCCUGUGGGGGAGGAGUUUGCUGGUUACACCAGUGUUGGAACCUGGAGUAGACUUUGUGGCGGGUUACUUCCCCGAGGGUCUGUGGUAUGACUAUUACACGGGUGACUCUUUAAAAAGCAUGGGCGAAGAACUGCGACUCUCGGCUCCUCUGGACAAGAUCAACCUGCAUUUGAGGGAAGGAUCUGUCAUUCCAACGCAGACGCCCAACCUGACCUUGUGGGUGAGCACUGGCCAGCCUCUUCAUUUGCUCACUGCACUUUCCGACAAUGGCACCGCCUGUGGCGAUCUGUUCUGGGAUGACGGCGAGAGUCUCGACACCUUUGAGAACAACUACUACGCUUACAUCGUCUUCAAUGUGGCUCAGCAAACGAUGACCUCGCAAGUGCUCCACAACCACGUGGAGGCCUCUUACAUCACCGUGGAGUCGGCGUCCUUCUAUGGCGUGAAGCAGAUGCCAAGCAGAGUGCUAGUGAAUGCCCAAGACACAGCCUUUACCUACAAAAGCAACCAGGUUCUAACGGUGGCAAAUAUCAGCCUGAACCUCAGUCAGAACUUCACCAUCAGCUGGAUGUGAUCACUGCGGUGCUCUUGGCUGACGGUCAGUCCAAGUAGGCCGAAGUGUUUUCAAAAUAUAUAGGAGCAAACAUGCUAAAUAGAACCACUUUACAUUUGUGUUCUAUUUGGUUUUAAUAGCUGGGUUAGGAAGACUUCUGUGUCGCUGCGGAGGUUCUCAGAAAUGAUUGCGAUUUACACCAAAGUACCCUAUGACCUCCACCAAGGAAGUUUUUGUGUGAGUGUUCUUGCCUUGUUCUAUUUAUCUAGGAAAAAAACUGCAGGAAAUUCCCAUUAUUGGUGACCAUGCACACACUUAUGACCAAUUGUACAAAAAAUGUCCACAAACAGCACAAGUUGCAAGGUCUGUAGCGUUAAUGAGAAUCCUCACAUAUGGUAGGUUAUAUUUUUAAAGCUUUGGCGCUCUUAAAGAUAUUUGUGUGUGUGCAUUCAUGCAUGGUCGGUCCCAACUUGCAACUGCUGCCUUACACUGUUUGAGCCAAUCCGUGUAUUCCUGAAGGUUCUUCCCUGUAUAAAGAUGUGAUGUCAGGGUGUGAAUGCUGCUACUUUUGCACUAAAUAAUCAGACACUGAUGCCUUGUGAUUUUUCCUUUUGUUGUAUAAUUAUUUAACUCAAUUUGAAUGUUUUCUUUCUUGCUUCGUGUAGUGUGCCAGAGCUCUCCAUCAGCAAUAAAGUUUGUUUUAAAAAUAA